This is a messenger RNA of Talaromyces proteolyticus, 855 nucleotides long. RefSeq lists its product as uncharacterized. The transcript has a single exon. The record is from RefSeq and is a predicted model, not a curated record. The annotation marks the transcript as partial. NCBI's taxonomy places the organism in Eukaryota, Fungi, Ascomycota, Eurotiomycetes, Eurotiales, Trichocomaceae.
AAACCACAACAGCAAGACCCUUGGGGUCCACCCCCAUACUCAUCAACACCAGCACCAGUGGAACUGCCAGGGAGCGUACCAGAUUAUUCUCCCUCUCGCCCACGCUCUCGAUCCUCUGCGCGAUCUUCCCGGAACGCCAGUGCUGAUGACUCCCAAUAUGCAUUCCUCGGCCAGUUCGACACAAUUUUCCUAGUCGAUGACAGCGGGAGUAUGGAAGGACGACGCUGGCGCGAAGCAGAAGCAGCUAUUGCCGCUAUCACACCUAUUUGCACACAACACGACACUGAUGGAAUCGACAUUUACUUUCUCAACCAUCGGAACCGUGCGACUCAAUCUGGUGCAUACACAAACAUCACAACUCCCAGCGCAGUCCAACAUAUUUUCCGCCAAGUACGGCCACAAGGCAUGACCCCCGUCGGCCAACGGCUUCGCAACGUCCUGCUUCCAUAUCUGAAGCGUGUGAGGACGAUGGCUGAGAAUACGAAUGAUUAUGGGGAACUUAAGAAUCAAAAUCUGGCGGUUCGCCCCAUCAAUAUUAUUGCUAUUACGGAUGGCGCUUUUAGUGAUGACGUCGAGAGCGUGGUGCUGAAUGCAGCGCGGAACCUAGAUAAAGCUAAUGUCGUGCCGUGGCAGGUAGGCAUACAGUUUUUCCAGAUUGGUAAUGAUCCGUAUGCGCGACGGGAUCUAGAGCAGCUGGAUGAUGGGUUGUGUCAGGCGAUGAGGAGUGAGCCAGUUCGGGAUAUUGUUGACACUGUGCCGUGGAAGGGUGGGUCUGGGGAGACCAUUUCAGCGGAUUAUUUGCUGAAAGUUGUUUUGGGUUCGGUGAAUAAAAAGCUUGAUCGUCAAAGAGGAUAA